CGAUAUACGUACUGGUAUCAUUCGAUGUGGUUCGAUAUCCGGCACUUGCCAAAGUUAUGGAGCGCUGUGCAUUGCGCGCGAGGGAGUAUCAUGACUUCCGAAAAUUAUCCAGAGAUAAUUUGUUGUUGUUCUACAUAUCGCUGAUCGCACUGAUCUUUAUUACUUUGUUCCUGUGCGGCUUUUUCUCCGGUGCUCAUUAUGACAAUGAGAUCGCCUCGGACUCGAAUAUCCCGAAAUACGUCGGUAACUUGAGAAUAAAGACAGAUCUGUUAUACAGACCGUUGAUAAAAAGAUUAAUAUUCAUGGUGAUCGACGGGUUAAGGUGGGACUUUGUCGCGGGUCCAAUAGGAAAAGUCGCCAUGCCGUUGACGAGUGAUAUCCUGACAAACGAUCGCGGAUGCUUGUUACGAGCUAUAUUGCAGGCACCAACAGUGACGAUGCCUAGAAUAAAAGCCAUGAUGACUGGUACAGUGCCAAACUUUGUAGAUGUAAUACUGAACUUUGGGAGUAAACCUUUGCACAGCGACAAUUUGUUGUUUCAAGCGAAGGCACAUGGACACAAAUUAAUAUUUUAUGGGGACGAAACUUGGCUCUCUCUAUUUCCUAAUAUAUUUGAUCGUCACGAUGGUACUACUUCGUUUUUUGUUACAGAUUUUACAGAGGUAGAUAAUAAUGUGACUCGACAUAUACGAAACGAGUUGAGUAAUGACGAUUGGGAUGUGAUGGUUCUUCAUUAUCUCGGACUAGAUCACAUUGGUCAUGUCGAAGGUCCGUUUGGUCCGUCAAUCAAACCUAAAUUACAAGAAAUGGAUAAAAUUGUCGCUCAAAUAGCCCAUAAAGUUUGGGAUUGGAAUGGCGAUGGAGAAUCUACACUUUUCAUCGUCUGCGGUGAUCAUGGGAUGAAAGACUCUGGCGGCCACGGCGGCUCGACGCCGGAAGAAACAACAGUGCCGCUUAUUACGAUAGGAGGAACUGUCUGUGCAUAUCAGGAAGACUCUGAAUUGAGAUCUCCGAUGGAGAUCCAGCAACUCGAUGUUGCGGUGACAUUAUCAGCCGCCCUCGGACUACCCAUUCCUUCUACAAAUCUUGGCUCCGUAUUUCUGGAUCGCAUCUACGAUCUCCAAGACGCUCAGCGGCUCUUCCUCCUCAAUUACAACUCGAGACAGGUGUUUGACCAUUUCCAGAAAUUCGCCUUUCGCGAGGAUCAAAUUGAAUAUACGUACCAGAAAUAUUUGGAUGCCGCGGAUCUGCACCUUGAUUGGUUGAACUCAAACGAAACACAGCGUGAUCGAAACAUUGAAAAUAUUGCUUUGUCUUAUCACGCGGUUCUUAAUGCGAUGAAGAACCUUGUAACUAACCAUAUAGUCAAUUAUGACUUUCGUCUGAUAAUUGUUGCCUUGAUCGUCAUGUUGCAAGUAGUUUUCAUCGCGUUUUAUGUAGAAACUGCAGUUUGGCGUAAAAAGACUCCAUCUUUUUUUUUGGUGGGAUUUUGUCUGUGCUUAGGAUUGUAUGAUCUUUACAGUUUUGGAGACACAACUUCUUUCUAUCCGACGAGUAUACUCAAAACUAUGUUGUUCCUACUAAUCAUCGGCGUUUUAUAUAUUAACUGUAAUCUUUUAUAUAACGACCAGAAAAAUGUUACGCUGGAACUAAAGAUAUACAAAAUGUUAGAAAUUAGUACGGUGAUGCAUAUAAUAAGCUUCUGCGGUAGCAGUUACAUCGAGGAAGAACAUCAGACAUGGCACUUUUUCUGGUCUACUUUAAUCGCAUAUCUUGUCUAUAAAUAUUUUACGAAAUUGCUUGCAUUAAUGAUGCAUCAUCGAAAUAAUAUAGUGCAAUCAAUCGAAUAUUACGUAAAACAUUGCGCUAUGCUGUUAUUGCUGUUUUUGGGACACAUAUUUCUGCGAAAGCUAAACCGCACAGGCAACAAGUGGGCCCAUCUGCCUGACAUAGCUCGGUGGUUGAAGGAGGACGAUAGUAAAAUCGGCAUGACACUCCUACUUUUAACUGCAUUCGCUCUUCUAAUCUGGAUUGCUUAUAAAUUUGAAGAAGAAGAAUACAAGCAGCAAUCGUUGUUUCGGAAUACAGCUAUCGCGGUAUGUAUAUAUCUUCGCCAUAUGUCCAACGAUGCAGUCGUGAAAAUUCCAUUGUAUUCCUCAAGUGGAAUAUAUGAAGUACAAAUAUUUUGGGUAAUAAUAGUGAUAUCUCUGAUAACAAACUAUGGAUACCGAGUGAUAAGGAUAAUUAAGGAUGAUAGCAAUUAUUUUACGGAUGCGAUUCUGUUCUUUAUCAUAAAUAUAUGGGUGAUGAUCUCGGCGAUGUUGCACCAACCGUAUAAUGUGAUCCUGUUGCCGAUGCAGAUCAUUGUAAGCUUAAUAAUUGACACUGUAUUGAGAGAAAACAAUUCGCUUGAUCGUGGAGUUUUCUUACAUUAUUGGCUGGGCAAUGUAUUUUAUUUCUAUCAGGGAAACUCUAAUAGCCUUGCGAGUGUAAACGUCGCGGCAGGAUAUGUCGGUCUACAAUCUUACAUGCCUUUUGUUACCGCUGUGUAUUUAAUCAUCAAUACUUAUUCCGCGCCUGUCCUGGCUUACUUCCUGCUCAUUUACUAUCGGCAGAUGAAUGAGAUAUAUCUCUGCACAAACAUUGAGAGGAUUGUACAUACAAAUAAGCGUUACAUCGCGUGGAGGUUGCUGACGACUGUUUUCUACAUGUACCUUACCAUCUUCCAGCGUAACCAUUUAUUUGUGUUGUCGGUGUACUUGCCAAAAUUGUUGUAUGAGGUGACGUAUACCGCGACGAUGUGUUGCAGCGCACUAUUAACAGUGAUUGUAAUUGCGGUGCAACAUGCAAUGAUUCCUUUUGACGACGUGCACAGAUGUAAUAAUUGCGGGACCGGUAUACGAAACGGACAUGCGUUUGCACAAUCGUAGAAACCGGUGCAAGAAACGGACAUGCGUUUGUACAAAUAAACAAAAUUUAUAUUUUGACGUUUCGGAAA
Mycetomoellerius zeteki is the source of this 2998-nucleotide messenger RNA. It is a transcript of the gene PIG-G, whose product is annotated as phosphatidylinositol glycan anchor biosynthesis class G. The transcript is spliced from 13 exons. The record is from RefSeq and is a predicted model, not a curated record. Gene Ontology annotation, cellular component: endoplasmic reticulum membrane. Lineage: Eukaryota; Metazoa; Arthropoda; Insecta; Hymenoptera; Formicidae. The coding region runs from base 57 to 2930 and encodes 957 amino acids. Gene Ontology annotation, biological process: GPI anchor biosynthetic process.